GACAGUCCGUCGUACGACUACAACUGCAGUAGACCAUUGCCACGAGCAUUAUACCAAGCGCGGUAUAACACUGCAGCUCGACGCCGUCGCCGCCGCCGCCGCCGCCGCCGCCGCCGCCACCACCACCACCACACACACACACACACAUACACACACGCCGCCCGUCGCGAGACACCUAGACCGCCGUCAUCCCCACCGCCCCUGGAAGCCCGCCGAAUUUGACAGACAUAAUUAAAAAAAAUUUUUCCCCCCAAUAAAAUUCGAGUUAUCGAAAAUUUUGAGAAAAUAAUUUUUUUUCUCUCAGCUUAAAUUUCUUCGACGUCGUUGUUUUUGUAGUACGUAUAUUUUUCAUUCCUUCGUCCGCCCGCGAGAACCGGUCCCAUUCAGCCGCCGCGGUACUGCAUCCCACCGCCGCCACUUAACGACUGCACCGAGCUCGCCCGCACAAGUUAUAACAUAUACAUUAUAUAGAUAAGCCCCGAAAACCGCGUGUGGUGGUCAUCUUUGUCGCCUUCACUCGUCUUUACUGCAGACCGCGCAGGAAGCAGAAGCUACUCGCCGUGUCCAUUAUAAUAAUAUUAUUAUUGUACCCACUCGGAGGUUUUCGAGCCUCAUCGCAUUGUGUACCUACCUGCAGCAUAGGUACGCCACGGGACGCCACGUACGACGCCCAGUGAACCGAAAAACCGACGGAGAAAACAUCAGACCGGAGAGGGAGGAAUCGUAGUUGCCGCUGCCACAAUACACUGCACCGUCGUCGGCCCAAACGGAGAUAAACUACUCAUAACGUCCGGCGCGCACAGCAGUCGACAUUGUGUGUGCGUACACCGUACACGCGUCGUGUGAUCACACCACAUUCAUUGCGAGUCUUGCCCUGUACCCGGCAGGUAGUUCCGUCGACCGGAUUUUCUCCGUCCGUCCGAUAAUCGUGCACGUGAAAUACACUGAAAUAUCUAUAUAAUAAUUAUAAUAUAUUAUAUACGGACGUCCCCGCGGUCCAGAUAACCGAAUAGAUUUUUGUUCCGAUCGUACGAAAACCGCGAUAACAUGGCCGUGGUAAACAUGAACAAUCUGCUGAACGGCAAAGAUUCCAGAUGGCUGCAGUUGGAGGUGUGCAGGGAAUACCAGCGAAACAAGUGCUCCAGACCCGACACGGAUUGCAAGUUUGCGCACCCGGCCGCCAAUGUGGAGGUUCAAAACGGUCGCGUCACCGCCUGUUAUGACAGCAUAAAGGGCAGGUGUAACCGAGAGAAACCGCCGUGCAAAUAUUUCCAUCCACCGCAGCAUCUCAAGGACCAGCUGUUGAUAAAUGGCCGUAACCACUUGGCCCUAAAGAAUGCAUUAAUGCAGCAAAUGACUAUGGCUGCUAGUCAACAGAUAGUACCAGGGCAAGUUCCUACAGCAGUGGCAACGCCAACAGCAUAUUUGACCGGAAUCCCUGGCGCGAGUACCCAGGUCGGCAACACUUACACGCCAUACUUUAGCGCCGCCGGCCCGUUGAUUGGACCGACCACGAUAAUCACGUCAGACCCGAACAAUCCGCUGGCCAUGGCCGUGCAGCAGACAAUGGUUACACAACAGAAAAUGCCUAGGAACGACCGUCUAGACAUGGAUAUGAAAGCCGUUGGAACAUUUUAUUACGAGAAUUUUGCAUUUCCGGGAAUGAUGCAGUACAAACGAGCUGCGGGCGACAAGUCUGGAAUGCCGGUGUUUCAACAGAACACGGGAGCUUACCAACAAUUGCUUCAGCCGUUCGUGCCAACCGUAUCUUUUGCUGCACCACCGGGCAUACCGAGGUAUUAACAUAACGACUGCAAUCCAGAAAUCAACCUGUGGUACAACAUGCAUCCAUUGAAUGUAUGGUUGUGGCCUAAUAAUUAUUAACAAAAUCACGUUCGAUUCAAGUCAUCAGUUUAAUACACAGUACAUUUUUUUUUAUAGUGUAUUACAUUACAUAUAUAAUUCAUAAAUAAUAUUGUAGAAUACGAAUUGAAUAAUAUUGAACAAUUAAAUUAGAUUGUUUAAGUUUCCUUUAUCCAAUAUUUAAAAUAGGUCGGAAACUAAUGUCAAUGAUAAUUUAUUAAUCUUACUAGAGACGAUGCACUUUGUAUUUUGUUAACAAAAGUAAACUAUUUUACUUAGAGAAAUGUUAAAAUACUAUUGGACUAUUUGAAUUGUAUACAAUCAGGUUGGUUACUCACUAUAUGUAAAACCCUUCAUAUUAUUUAAAGUCAUUAUUUUACUCAAAAUAUAACUAAUUAUAUUACCAACAUAUAAUAUAUAAAUAUUAAUCUUGUUAUUAUAUUUUAACGCACCAAUGAUUUUUUUUUGAUUUUUUUUAUGCUAUUUGAUUGUAGGUAGCUAUUAUACAUUAUAUUAUUAUUAUAUAUUUAACAAUAUUUUUAGAUUAGGUACUUAAAACUAAGUUAAGGAAAAUUUUAUAGGUACACUUAAUUUAUGUACUAAUAAUAAUAAAAAUGUAUAACAUCGAGUAUAGAUUAGAAAACAACAUUUGAAAUAUAAGUAAUUUAUAAAAUUAAAAUAAUCCUUCUCCUAUAUACAAUAAUAAAUAUUAUAUAAUAUGUAUGAUUAUAUAUAUAUAUAUUAUAUAUCAUCUAUGCAUACAUAUAUGUUUAUAAGAUAUUAUUAAUCAAAUACUUGACAUGAUAUAAAUACGUUUUCAAUAAAUUGUUAUAAAAGAAAAAAAAUACAAGAUUUAACAUGUUAUGACUAAUUGUGUGAAAUAUUAUAAUAACAAUAAUAUUAUAUGUGUUCAAAUGUUUAACCUCAGUA
Molecule: messenger RNA, 2793 nt
Organism: Acyrthosiphon pisum (pea aphid)
Lineage: Eukaryota; Metazoa; Arthropoda; Insecta; Hemiptera; Aphididae
Gene: mbl
Product: splicing regulator muscleblind
Exons: 9
Coding region: 1048-1803 (251 amino acids)
Biological process (GO): regulation of RNA splicing
Cellular component (GO): cytoplasm; nucleoplasm
Molecular function (GO): RNA binding; metal ion binding
Source: RefSeq, a predicted model, not a curated record